Conger conger (European conger) is the source of this 1550-nucleotide messenger RNA. RefSeq names its product homeobox A9b (gene hoxa9b). Gene Ontology annotation, molecular function: RNA polymerase II cis-regulatory region sequence-specific DNA binding; DNA-binding transcription factor activity, RNA polymerase II-specific. Gene Ontology annotation, biological process: proximal/distal pattern formation; regulation of transcription by RNA polymerase II; anterior/posterior pattern specification. Bases 98 to 874 code for a protein of 258 amino acids. Gene Ontology annotation, cellular component: nucleus. The record is from RefSeq and is a predicted model, not a curated record. The transcript is spliced from 2 exons. NCBI's taxonomy places the organism in Eukaryota, Metazoa, Chordata, Actinopteri, Anguilliformes, Congridae.
GCCAAGCUGCCACUUGAUUUCUACAGAUUCGUGUGGGCUAUUGCGUAGAUGGUAGCCUAUUGUGCAUGUGUUUUCGCGUGUCUUCCUGUACUUGGCCAUGUCGACAUCAGGGACACUAAGUUAUUAUGUAGACUCUCUUAUUCUGCCUGAUCCCGAGAAUCUUUUAGUACCAAAAUUCUCCUCUGAUGUGGGACUCCAACAAGAGAGGCAGCCAGCGCUCACUGGGCAAGGCGAGCUAGAACCUUGUCCAUUCCAAUCAAAAUCGACUAUGUUCGGCGCAUCCUGGAAUUCCGUGCCACCAAUGCCUCCGAGCAGCGUGUCCACCGUGUACCACUCGUACACGCAAUCCCAGGGUCCUGCAGGAGACGCAGAUGGAAUGUAUAUGCGAUCUUGGUUAUUGGAACCCAUUUCUGGAUCCUUGCCUUUAACUGGAUUAUCUUCAAAUAGGCAAUACGGUAUUAAACCCGAGCCACUGACCAGCAGAGGUGAAUGCACGACGUUCGAUACGCUGCUUCUCUCUGACUUUAAAAAUGGAUCAUCGCCUGCAAGCAUGGAUAGAAUCUCCAGUGAUGCCAGUUUCCCUGACCAGAAGGAGGAGAACGCAUCUGCCACGGAAAAGACAAAAAUAGAUCCAAAUAACCCUUCGUCCAACUGGCUUCACGCGAGGUCCACGAGAAAAAAGCGCUGUCCGUACUCUAAGCACCAGACUCUCGAACUGGAGAAAGAGUUUCUGUUUAAUAUGUACCUCACCCGAGACCGUAGAUAUGAAGUGGCAAGACUUCUAAAUCUCACUGAGAGACAAAUUAAAAUUUGGUUUCAGAACCGCAGGAUGAAGAUGAAGAAAGGCAAUAAAGAUCGACCGAAAGACGAUUGAUAUGAUAUCAUUCCGGGGACAAAUAUAAUCUAUACAAUAAAUUGGACACUUUUAAGCCUCAUCCAAACAUUAAUUUAAAUUUCAGUAUAGUAUAGCAACCUGUAAAAACAGCAGUUUCCUCGCCCAAACUUGAAUUGCACAAAUGUAUUUGCACCCUGUUAUCAAUUACUUUGGGUUUUUUAUUGUUGUAUAGAUGUAAAUGUGUAUACUUGUUUUAAUAUAUAUAGUCCACACGAUUGAUGUUGGUUUUAAUGUAGCUUGUGACUGAACGUGUUUGAUAAUGUAUUUUGUUUAAUUUGUAGUUUGUCAAUAUCUCAGAUCCAAAAGAAGCACUGGCUUGGAUGUAAUCAAACUAUUUCUAAUUAAUGUGUGCAAGAAAAGGCCAUUGUGUUCUAGUCGCCUGUAAUGUGAUGCUAACAUUGAUUUGGGUGCACGCGCUUGUGCAUUAGGCCUUCUAUAAUAUUAAUUAUAACAUCGUGAACGUUAGAUGUAAUUACGUUACAUUGUGUUUUGUGUUGACUACCUAUGCUCAACUACCUACAUAUAUCAAGAAUGUCAAAACUAAUUGGAGCAGUUAACUUGGUAUCUCGACAUAGUGAUUGUGUAUUUUGUAAAUUUCAAGGGAAAAUGUUUAUCGAGCGUAUACAUAAUGUGUAAGGACCAUACACUGGAUGAA